Symbiodinium sp. CCMP2456 is the source of this 1089-nucleotide messenger RNA. The record is from the annotation of a GenBank genome assembly. NCBI's taxonomy places the organism in Eukaryota, Dinophyceae, Suessiales, Symbiodiniaceae.
AUGCCGAUGAUGGUGCCAGCCCGCGGUGUGCAUCAGGGAAUGCCUUUUUUAGCUGGUCACAAGGCGUCGGCAUUGCCCGCCGCGUCGUCGGAGCCCCGCGCAUCAUCACGAGCUGAAGGAUUCUCGAGACUCAAGCAGUCGAUGGCUACUUCCAUGGCUGUGGUCUACCUGGCAACAUCUCUCCGUCCGGGGAAAAGUGCCCGAGUUUUCCAGAGGAGUCAAAGGCAGAACUUUGCCAGCACGCCCGAUGAGACCUACGAGACUUUCGUCGAGAAGGCGAAGCACCUCGUGGAGAUGUCACGCUCGCAGACGCUGUACGCCUCAAUCUUGGGUUCGGCUUUUGUGAGCGUGGCCAGCGCCAGUGCCCUCAGCUUCUCCGAGACAGUGGGGCCCAACCUCAUGCUCGACAAGUUGGUCUUUGCUGUGGUCCUUCCCGUUCACCUUCUGCUUUGCCAGCUAUGUGGCGGGCAGCUCACCACUAGCAACCUUUCCAUGCUGUGCAUCGGCGUCUCGCAGGGCAAGGUGCACUUCAGAGAUGCGCUGCGAAACAUCGGCCUCGUGCUAUUCGGGAAUACCAUCGGGGUCCUUCUGAUCCUUGGCGCCGUUCGCUACCUGCAGGUCUUGGACGCCGAGUCUCUCGCCGUGGCAGCUGUUAUGGCGAAGAGCAAGUGCGGGUACACGUUCGGCCAGACGGUUGUAAAGGCGUUCAUUUGCAACUGGAUUGUCUUCAUUGCAUAUUGGCUGGGGGUCAUGUCAAAGGACAUCAAGGGCAAGAUGACCGGAAUAUGGACCGCAGUUUUCAUGUACGCCGCGGUGGGCUUUGAGCACAUCGUGACGAAUAUGUUCCUUCUUCCCGCAGCCGCUAUGGGUGGCACCCACUUGACACUGCUCGAAAUGGUCUGGAAGAAUCUCUUCCCAGUCCUCUUGGGAAAUGUGGCAGCUUCUAUCUUGGUUGCUGGUGGAUCUUUCGGCGUUGCCUUCGGGCGUCUCUCCAGACGGCUGCACACGAAGCCUUCCAGGAAGCCGAAAGUGUUCGCCUCCGGCGUUCCGGUGAGGUUUUCCAACGAGCCGGCAUCCUUGGAAAGGUGA